This is a messenger RNA of Lottia gigantea (owl limpet), 4410 nucleotides long. RefSeq lists its product as hypothetical. Lineage: Eukaryota; Metazoa; Mollusca; Gastropoda; Lottiidae. Gene Ontology annotation, biological process: kinetochore assembly; attachment of mitotic spindle microtubules to kinetochore; spindle attachment to meiosis I kinetochore. The transcript is spliced from 30 exons. Gene Ontology annotation, cellular component: kinetochore. The record is from RefSeq and is a predicted model, not a curated record. The coding region runs from base 1 to 4410 and encodes 1469 amino acids. Gene Ontology annotation, molecular function: centromeric DNA binding.
AUGCCUCCGAAGAAGCGUUCAGCUGCUAAAGGCUCUGAAUUUAAACCAUGGGAAAUUGGAAGGAGAACAGGAAAGAAUGUCCGAGCUGGGAAAGUGAUAAGAGUUGAUAAAAAUGGGUUUGAGAAUUUUGAUGAUUAUUUUGGUGGGAAUAUAUCGGGAUCUGAUUCGUCUAUAAAUAUCACGUUAGAUCAUACUUUACAUACUAAUAAAAGUUUUCUACAAAACUCCAGUGAUGAUAGUAAAACUAAAGGCAAGAAACUCACCACUAAAAAGGCACAGAAGUCUACAAAUAAAGGAGAUAGGAGUAUUAGAAUGGUUCGAGAUAUAGGACGACGAACAUUAAAACCUAUUAGAUUAGGUAAAAAUAUCAGGAAAGAUGACAAGGGAUUUGAGGUUUUUGAUGAUUAUUUUACAGAUCAUGAAUUAUCAUCCAGUACUAUUUGUUUAUCUGUUAACCAGUCUUCAUUGUUAGAUUCUGAUGAUAAUGAAAUAAGUUUUGGAAAGAAAGACAACUCCAGGACUGAAAACUUAUUAGUAUCAAGGGAGGAAAUCAUAGAACAUGAGAAAGAGAAUCAUGAUGUAUACGGUGAUGACGAAGAUAACGGAGGGGACAGUACAGGUCAAUAUGACUCCGCCCCUGAAUCACCGCCCUCUACUGGACAAUCAGAUCACGAUAAUUUCAACAAGUCUUCUAGAAAGGGGGAUCAGUCUAUUAAUAAAUCGCGAAAUAAGACAUUAAAUUUGUCACGAGACGGUAGUGAAAGUGAAUCUAAUUUAUCAGCAGGCUUCAGGCCAGAUGUUACUAAUAGUAACCAGAAUGUAACCAGUGGUAACCAUAAUGAUACUCAUGACAACCAUACUGUAACUAAUGGUAACCAUACUGUAACUAAUGAUAACUCCCCUUCAGAAACAGGAAGUUUCAGUCAAAGUUUAGGAUUUUCAGCUCAAAAAUCUGACAAUAAUUCUAUAAAUAGAGAUGUAAGUAGACGACGUAGCUCUCGAAACCGUUCUAGUAUAAAUUCUCUGGGGAACGCGACAUUGAAUAAAUCACACGGUGCUAAACUUAGCAAGACAAAUAGUUUUCAGUGUGAAAACACGUCUGAAUCCCAGGUCAAAUCAUCAACAGAAACAGAGCAAGAAAUUUCUGAGACUGAAAAUGAUGAAGAAUUAUCAGAAAAUAAAAGUAAUAAAAUCGAUGAAGUGGAAAUAGUAGAUUCGGAAGAAAUCAUAGAAUCAGAAGAAAUAGAAAACAAAGAAGAUUUGGAGGGUUCACAAGAUGGAGAUUGGGAAACUAUUGAUGUAGAAGAACGUAGAGAAUAUCUAUGGAGAAAUAAAUCAGAAUAUCUUACAAACGUAGCAGAAGACGUCCAUGAAUUUAGUUGUUCAUUGAAAGAUGAUGGUAGUGGAGAAGAAGGAGAUAAGACAAGAAUACGAUCAAUGAGUCAGUAUGACCCCAGUAAAUUGAGUCAGACACUAACAGCCAGGGUGUCAUUUCUUCCCGAUCAGGACGAGACUUGUGAGGAGGGGGAGAUACGAUUCACGGACAAUAACGAUGUCGUUGUUACUAAAAUCAUUAACCAAACUUCAACAACACACGAGAACAUCAGUCUUAAUCUAAACAAAUCAAACCGACAGAAUAGAUCUAGUAAUAAAUCAAGAAAUGAAUCCAUGCUGAAUAACUCUUCAGGUAGAAAUUCAACCCAAAAUGAAAUUGACAAAUCUAGAAACAAAUCCAUCUUGAAUAAAUCUACAGGUAGAAAUUCAACCCAAAAUGAAAUUGGCAAAUCUAGAAACGAAUCCAUGCUGAAUAAAUCCUCCAGAAGAAAUUCAUCUCAAAAUAAAUCUCUUAAAAAAUCUAUCAAUAAUGACUCACAUGUGGAAGAAAAUGGUUCAGAUAUUGUCGAUGUGGAUGAGGCUGUAACAGAAUCGACAGAAGUCGAUCAAGAUGAUCUAGCUGACAAUAGAGAACAAGAGAUCCCUGUUCCAGAAGAUCGGAAAGAAGAUCAUAGAGAAGAUCAGAAAGAAGAUCGGAGAGAAGACAGUAUAUCAGGAAUUCACGUAGCAGGGGGGAUAACUGGUUCUAUUACUAAAAAUAAUGACAACCAGAAGAAUUCACCUGUGACUUUUAAAACCAAGAAAAGAUUGUCCUAUUCUGGUAUGGAAGAAUCAGUCCAUGAAAAUAUGAAUUUAUCUAAAAGAGAAAGAAGGAGUCAGAAAUCAAUUUUAGCAACAGUUAAUGAAGAUCAUCCCUUAGAUACCAGUGUCAAGGGGAAUAACUCUCAAAAUGAUGAAAAUAUUGAGAUUGAAACCAAUGAAAAAAGCAGAAUUAUGCGAAAUGCUGGAAAGCGUAGCUCUGUAUCGCGAAAUAAAUCAAUAGUUGAUAAAACUAACUUAGAAACAGGGGAGACAACCACUGGAUCUGAUAUAGAGAAAAAUUCAAGUGACGAUACUAAUAAUAGAUCAGUGAACAAAUCGCGACGUAGUAGUAAGAAUCGUAACUCUACUUUAAAUUCUUCUAAAAAUAAAACAAUAAAUAAUCUGGAAGACAAUGUUGAAAUGUGUGAAAAUGGACUGGGCAAUGUUUCUAUUGUAGUCAAUCAAGCGAAUCUCUCGCAGCAAAAUAAAAGCAGAGGAUCAUUGCGUAAUAAAUCUUUAAAUAAGUCUGGAAUGACCAAGGCUAAACUUGAUAUUGUGUCGGGCACAAGUUCAGCGGAAGAACAAUCAGAUACGAACAAAACUUUACAUAAAACAGUUGAUAAAAAUACUUCAACAUCAGGUUUACCAAGUGGCAGUUCUGUUAAAAAUCCUAAAACAACCAAAGAAAUAGAAACUAAUACAACUCCUGUAGAUCUUCACGAGAGACAAAUAUCAGACAAUCGUAAAAGACAGUCAAACGAGACUGAAGUUUUUGAGAAAUUAAAGCGAAGAUCAGAUGAGCGGGAAAAUCUAGCAGACGUAUCUGAUGAUUCUAUUGUUAAACCUAAAAACAGACGUCGAACGGUUGUCAUUGACGACCAUAGUAUCAGUAAUGUGGAACAAGAUUCUGUUGCUGGUAACGUCCAAUCAUCAUCCAGCGAUGAGGUCAUCAUUCAUGAUGGCCUUGACCUUGAAGAUGAAGACCCUCUGCCAGUUAAUAUAGCAGAAUCAACUAGAAUAGAUGGUAAUAUAAACAGAAUCCCUAUAGACACUCCUAAAAGUGGUAUAUCAUUCCGUACUCGUCGAGUUAGAUCAUUGAAUAGUAAAUCAUUGGUUCGAACUCUUCAUCGUACAGUUGUAGAAAAAUCACAUUUGGUGGAGCAGACGCAGGAUCAAGAAUUAAAACAACCAUCUAUCAUAGAGACUAAUUCCCUGUCACUACCGAUUAUAGAUGGCGCUAUGUCUCCCCCUACUAUUAUUAGUAACGAUAAUACACCAAGGGAACUAACUCCAUGUCUAAUCCAACCUGGUAGUCUUUCAGCCCAGAAACGAAAUCCUCGACGGGUUACGAUAGCAGAAGGUGAUAAUUCUGAAAAUGAAGCUGUGAAAAAUGGUGAAACUUUUAGUGAUUUGACGGAAUCUAUCCACCAUUAUCACGAUAUCACUAACGAUCACCAUUCUCCAGUUCUCUUUAAAAAACCUGAGAAAAAACGAAUCAUUUAUCCUGCACCAGCCCCUGACGGAUUACGAAGGUCAUCCCGGGUCAGAGUUCAAAGGUUAGAAGGUUAUAAGAAUGAGAGAAUUAUAUAUGACAGAAGAAGAAAAUCAGGAGUACAUGUUCUGGCUAUUCAACCUUCAAAUGAAGCUAAAUAUUUAGCUCACAGUGAGAAAUUAAGAAAAGCCAGACUGAAACGAAUUAGAGUGAAGAAAGCGAAACAGAAGAGACAGAGAUAUGGUCGUAAUUUAUCAAUUCAUGGAUCAAUACCUGACGAUCUUAAUUUAACAUUUGGUACACAAUUACCCAUAGUUCACCCUGAAACUCAAACAGAGGUUCUCAUGACGUGUAUUUCACAACAAGAUAGUUAUGUAUUUAUCGGUCCUAGUGGUAAUGUCCCGAAAGCCUCGGACCCGUACGUCAUGUGUCAGUCGUUAAACCAGAAAUCAUUUACGUCAGGAGAAUUGAAUCUGAGGCCACAUGGAGAAAAACCGCUACAGAAAGUAGUCAAUAAUACGCUGGUUGUUGUUGUUGUUGUUGUUGUUGUUGUUGUUGUAAGAGUUAUAUUUGGUAAAGUAGCUGUUACUAUACAUAGAAAAGUUUCAGUUUUAGAAACCGGUGAUGUUUUCUUCGUACCUUCAGGUGCUGUAUAUAAACUGAAGAAUCUACGUAACGAAGAGGCCAAGUUAUUUUAUAUGAAUAUUGUACGAGUUGAAGACAGUGAGUCAGAGAGAGAAACAGAAUCAGAACAAAGUUCAGAACACGAGACAACUCAUUAG